CCCUCUCUGUGGGGAGAGGAGGCAGAGACCCAGGAGGGGGCAAGAGCGAGUUUAGGGUCCCUCAGGGAGCUGAAGGGGGACAGGUGGGGCAGGCCAGGGGGCCAGCAAGGCCUCGGUUGUAUCUAGCUGUUGCAGAUGUGCUCCCCUCCUAGGUUUCCAAGCAAACUCCUUUUUGCCUAGGGAUGGGCAUGGGGGCCUGGGCACCUAACUCUGAGCCCAGGCUCCCCCACCAAUGGAACAAGUCUGCCCAGAAUCCUUUCCCCAUUCUCCUAGACCCAGAGGUGUGAGCUCUCUUGGCCCAGGCCUGGACCAGGUCACCCCAGGAGGGCCCCUCAGGAAGAAGCCAGGGCUGUGGCUUUGGGUGGGGCCGGUGGCCUCUUCUGGGAGCCCAGCAUCUGGAAGCCAUCAGUCCAGGGGCGGGGGAGUUGCAGGAGAGGGCCUGGAAGGGGAGCAUGCCUCCUCCAGCCCACACACAGGCCCACCUCUCGGGAGCAGUGGCAUUGGGCCCACAGGCCCCGCCGCCAUCUCUGCCUCCUGCCAAUGCCUCUCGGCCGGCAGCCUCGCCCCCUACCGCUUGCUGCCUUCUCUCUCACCCCACUGGCUGCUACUCCUGCAAGAUGCAAUCACAUAAUAUACAAUAACAUCGCCUACUGCGUGCUGGGAGCCUCGAUUCUCUGGCACAGGCCUUGCCAACAUUCCAUUGACCCCUGAGACUCAGCGGGACCAGGAGCGGCGGAUUCGGCGGGAGAUUGCUAACAGCAACGAACGGAGGCGCAUGCAGAGCAUCAACGCGGGUUUCCAGUCCCUCAAGACCCUCAUCCCCCACACAGAUGGAGAGAAGCUCAGCAAGGCAGCCAUUCUCCAGCAAACGGCCGAAUACAUCUUCUCCCUGGAGCAGGAGAAGACCAGGCUCCUGCAGCAGAACACACAGCUCAAGCGCUUUAUCCAGGAGCUGAGCGGCUCAUCCCCCAAGCGGCGGCGGGCAGAGGACAAGGACGAGGGCAUCGGCUCGCCAGACAUCUGGGAGGACGAGAAGGCGGAGGACCUGCGGCGGGAGAUGAUCGAGCUGCGGCAGCAGCUGGACAAGGAGCGCUCGGUCCGCAUGAUGCUGGAGGAGCAGGUGCGCUCGCUGGAGGCCCACAUGUACCCGGAAAAGCUCAAGGUGAUCGCACAGCAGGUGCAGCUGCAACAGCAGCAGGAGCAGGUGCGGCUGCUGCACCAGGAGAAGCUGGAGCGGGAACAGCAGCACCUGCGGACCCAGCUCCUGCCCGCUCCGGCCCCUACCCACCACCCCACGGUGAUCGUGCCGGCGCCAGCGCCCCCUCCCUCCCACCACAUCAAUGUCGUCACCAUGGGCCCCUCCUCAGUCAUCAACUCUGUUUCAACAUCCCGGCAAAAUCUGGACACCAUUGUGCAGGCGAUCCAGCACAUCGAGGGCACCCAGGAAAGGCAGGAGCAAGAGGAGGAGCAGCGUCGAGCCGUCAUAGUGAAGCCGGUCCGCAGCUGCCCCGAGGCCCACGCCUCCGACACUGCCUCCGAUUCGGAGGCCUCGGACAGCGACGCCAUGGACCAGAGCCGGGAGGAGCCAGUGGGGAACGGGGGGCUUCCCUGACCACCCCCCAGCCCUCCUCUCCCUUCUGGGGGCUGGAGGGGGCGGGGCAGCAACUGGGAGAGAUGAGGGUGAACGAGUGAGGAAUUUUUACAAAAUUACGGCAUCAUUUGGGUCUCUUUUAUGACCUCUUUUUCAAUACUGUAAAUCGACCUUUGAGUGAAGCCACCCAACCCGAGGUCCGGGGCUGGGGCGGCAGGAGCGCGUGGCAGCACCGGGACACCUGGGGCUGGGCCUCGGCCCCGGAGGCUGGGGAAGCGGACACGGAGGUGCCUGGCCUCUCUCCGCCAAAAAGCAUUUUUUCAUUGAAACAUGUUUUUAAGAACAGGGAAAAUCAAACAAAACCCCAAGGUAUUUCUGCCCUCCCCAGAGCCAGCCGUGUGACUGUCAGUUUUUAAUUCCCCCUUCCCUCUUCUUUUUGGUGUUCUUUCUCCUUUAAGCACUUACAUGGGUUGGGGGUCUGGCUGGGUCGGGGCUCUCGGGGUCCGGGGGUCUCCGUUGCUUCUCGGUUGGGGUUUGCUGCUGCCCUUCUUCCCUCCCCCUCCCUGUCUCAGCACUAGGAAUCGCCACUCUCCACCACUGUCCGGCCCCCACCUCUCCCUCCAGGUUUCCCAUCUUCCACCCCAAAAAAGUCUUUGUCUUUCUCUUUUUGUUUUGUUUGUUGUUGGUUCUUUUUUGGUUUUAGUUUUUUUUUUUUUUUUACAAUUUUGAGGUCUUUGUGUUCAAGGAGAAGCUAUUAUAUUUUGUUAAGAAAGUGGGGGGAAAAAAACA
Physeter macrocephalus (sperm whale) is the source of this 2380-nucleotide messenger RNA. RefSeq names its product transcription factor AP-4 (gene TFAP4). Gene Ontology annotation, cellular component: nucleus. Bases 776 to 1612 code for a protein of 278 amino acids. The record is from RefSeq and is a predicted model, not a curated record. Gene Ontology annotation, molecular function: protein dimerization activity; DNA-binding transcription factor activity, RNA polymerase II-specific; RNA polymerase II cis-regulatory region sequence-specific DNA binding. Gene Ontology annotation, biological process: regulation of transcription by RNA polymerase II. NCBI's taxonomy places the organism in Eukaryota, Metazoa, Chordata, Mammalia, Artiodactyla, Physeteridae. The transcript is spliced from 7 exons.